This is a messenger RNA of Chelmon rostratus (copperband butterflyfish), 2348 nucleotides long. It is a transcript of the gene tapbp.1, whose product is annotated as TAP binding protein (tapasin), tandem duplicate 1. Gene Ontology annotation, cellular component: membrane. Lineage: Eukaryota; Metazoa; Chordata; Actinopteri; Chaetodontiformes; Chaetodontidae. Bases 120 to 1442 code for a protein of 440 amino acids. The record is from RefSeq and is a predicted model, not a curated record. The transcript is spliced from 8 exons. Gene Ontology annotation, biological process: antigen processing and presentation of endogenous peptide antigen via MHC class I.
CUCGUACGUGAAAGUGAAACUAAAAUGAGCUGAAGGGGAAAACCAGCGAUAUAAGUCCACUUUACUCGGGAUAUAUUGAUGAGGAGUAGCACCUGAGAGCAGAGAGAGGACAUUCAAUCAUGACUAACUUCUCGACAAUCUACAGACUGUCCGUGGUUGCAGUUAUCUGCCUUAUUCAAGCCUGCAGCAGCAGCUGUCCAGUGCUGGAGUGCUGGUUUGUGCAGGAGAAGGCGGGUCGAGGAGGAGGUUUAACUGCAGCCACAAGCCAGGAAAAAUCCCUGCUUUUUGUCAGAACAGAUGCUGACAGUGCAGAGACCCAGAAGGCUCCGUCCGACAUCAACCCCGACAGAGUCUACUUUCUAACCGACACCGCUGGCACUCUCUGCCACCCGUCACUGAACCCUCCCGAGGGCUCAGUCACAAAGCCCCUGUGUGAGAUCAACCCCUUCCUGCCGCACCUCUCCACCCUCAAAUGGGUUGCCCCACUCACAGACUCUGCCUUAAGCCCCAUAUACCUGCAAGCCGAUUGGUUUUCAACUGCCCUUCAGGGCCUCAACGAGCAGCUGACCGUUUCCAGUAUCACGCGUGCUCCCACGGCUACCAAAGAGCACCACGUCAUCCUCAGUGUGACCAGUAAAACAGUCUCGGUGCAGGCCAGACUCGGAGAACCAGUGAUGCUGGACUGCGGCUUCUGGGCCGACCCCUCCUCGCCCCUGUCCGGCUCGGGUUUUGCUGUAGAGUGGCGCUACCAGUUCAGAGGUGACGGACGACUGGUUCUGGCCUACGACGGGAAAUCUGACCGCUUGGCUGAUACACAAGAGGAAGGAGCCACGCUGGACUUUGAGGGUUUGCACGAGAAGGGAAAUGCAUCCCUGAUCCUGCAGAAAGCUAAAGUGCGCCACUCUGGGAUGUACAUUUGUACAGUAUAUCUGCCUUACAUUGUGGCUCAGGUGACGAUGGAGCUUGAGAUUGUAGAACCUCCAUCCCUCUCCCUCCAUCCGUCCCCUCUGCCCCUAGUAGUUCCCGGCCAGACUUUGACCAUCCAGUGUGAGGCAUCUGGCUUUGCCCCCCUCUCCCUGGAGCUGGGCUGGGAGUUUAAAGGCGCUGAUGGGAAGUCCAGGCCUCUGGGCUCAGGCAGCAUAAGCGGUCACAGACAGGCCUGGGAUGGAACAUAUAGCCAGACCACCCGGCUGGAGCUUGACACCACCACCCUGGACCUGGGCAGAGGAGGGGAGCUCACCUGUGUGGCUGUCCAUCCCGGAGGCACACGACAGGCCAGCGUGACCCUCAAUAUCAUUGGGUUCAGCGCUCCCUCCAUUGAGGACUCAAUGGCAAUGGUUGGUGUGGCGUUAGUGCUCUAUGGGCUUAUCAAGUUCGUCUCUUGGACCUUCUCCAGCUCAGGCUCAGAUGAGGCUGAUAAACAGAACAAGAAAGACAAGUAAAGAAGAGCGAAUUCAGCUGCAGUGGAAGUGUGACACUGAACCAACAGACUGUUUUAAUGUCUUGGAAGGGGUUUCAGGGGUGAUGAUGCACCUAUUCACUCAGACAUCUGUGCCAAUUAUUUAAAUGAUAAAUUGGUUUAAACAUUUGCCUUUAGUGCCCUUUUUUCACAGAUCCAGCUUGAUUGAGAUCAUUCAAUUCUGUGUGAGUUGUUAUUUUCACUAUUUUGCACAAAUAGUUAUAAUACUUAGAGACAUGCUGUUGAGCUAGGGUGUCAGGCAGCAAUCAUUUUCUGAAAAAGGCCUUUCUGUUAUCUUCCACUGUAAAGCAAUGUGGCUGUUAUAUCAUAUUGGCCUCCCACUGUUUAAUUACUGUAUUUUGUUACAAACAGUGAAAAAGGGUCAGAAACUUGUAAAAGAAGAAUGUGUUGAAAUAUCAGCUUUAAUUUGGAAAUGUGAAUGUGUUUAUAUAUGUGAUGUGUCUUUGUUUAUAAGACAAAAAAAAACUGUUGUCAUUGAGGAGCCAGACACGAGCCCUUGUUUGUGUGUGUGAGUGUGUGUGUGUGUGUGCGUAUGUGAGUGCUUUUGUGUUUUAGAAAAAAAACCUAAAACCUCUCCAAGACAGUAAAAUUAAUAUUAGCCUGAACAGUCCAAACCUACAAACUGAAUCUGAUUUUUGUAAAUACAGAGAAUAUUAUGAAUGUAUAUUGUGACUCUUUCGUUAUGUGUGUUAUGAUGCAACAACAGCCUGGGCUAAUGCAAAAUUAAACUUACACAUUAAAAUGGAGGAAAUGGUACAAGCAGAGCGCAUAAAUCUACUGAUGGGAACAUUCAAUAUUUGUAGCUGAAUUUUAAAAUCACAAGCAAAGUCUGAAUUUUAAGUUAAAUAAAAAUAUUUCUUCAAACAUG